AUGGUGGUGACAAUGAUGAGUUGGCCUCCAUGGCCACCUCUCUCAUCUAAGAAAUUUGAAGUAGUUUUCAUAGUGCGCAGGCUUGAAGGGUCAACAAGUAUGGAGAAAGCUGAGGAGAAGUCCAAGGUAUCUAAGCAAGGGCCAAAAACCAGAGCUUCUGUAGCUGGUGUUACAUCAAUAAACUUAGCUGAAUACGCUCCUGCAGCUGUAGAUAAAGAGACUGAAAUUGUAGUUCCUUUGAAUGUCCCUGGCACCAAUGAUAUUACUAUUCUCUCAUUUUUUGAUGCAGUGCAAAGAUCAACUAUGUGUGUUCCUUCAUCACCCUAUUCUGUUGUUGCUCUCGCAAUAAAUAAAGAUGAGUUUACCACACUUAAAGCGGGUCUGAGAAGAGUAAAAUUCUUUGCUGAUUAUGUAUCAACUGGAAGAGCCAAGAAGGCAAGCUCCAAAGAUGAAGGAAGUGAUGGUAGGAGCUCCAACAGAAGUGAAGAUUUUGAAAAUAGGUAUACAUCGAACGUGGAUUCACUGGAUAAUGAUGCUGCAAUUAAGUCAGAGGUGAAUGAGGAGGAUUCUUGUGUGAGACAUUCAUUGAGUUAUGAGACUCUGGCCUCUGGAAACUAUGUAGGAGGAUCACCAUAUUCAGGUUCAACUAUUAAUGGUAAAGAUGAGUGCUGGAUCUACUAUAGUAGCCAAAAGUCUGAUUAUGGGGGUGCACAUGUUGAGAAUUAUAAUACAUGUGAUCAGGUUGAGCAUCAGAAUUCAAAACACCGAAUCCUUUCUUGGAGGAAAAGGAAACUUCACUUUAGAUCUUCCAAGGUGAAAGGGGAGCUACUUCUGAAAAAACACGGAGAAGAGGGUGGACAUGAUAUUGACUAUGAUCGUAGGUUGCUGAGCUCUUCUGAUGAUUACACUAGUGGAAAGUGGCAUAAAAUAGAAAAUAUCAUAACUAGUCCAUCAUUUGUUCCUGAAUUUGAGGAAAACAGUUUCACUGUAGGGAGUUGA
Glycine soja is the source of this 999-nucleotide messenger RNA. RefSeq lists its product as uncharacterized. The record is from RefSeq and is a predicted model, not a curated record. The transcript has 4 exons. Lineage: Eukaryota; Viridiplantae; Streptophyta; Magnoliopsida; Fabales; Fabaceae. Bases 1 to 999 code for a protein of 332 amino acids.